Messenger RNA from Physeter macrocephalus (sperm whale), 3172 nucleotides. RefSeq names its product interferon regulatory factor 6 (gene IRF6). Gene Ontology annotation, biological process: immune system process; regulation of transcription by RNA polymerase II. The transcript has 8 exons. The record is from RefSeq and is a predicted model, not a curated record. Lineage: Eukaryota; Metazoa; Chordata; Mammalia; Artiodactyla; Physeteridae. Gene Ontology annotation, cellular component: nucleus. Bases 263 to 1477 code for a protein of 404 amino acids. Gene Ontology annotation, molecular function: DNA-binding transcription factor activity, RNA polymerase II-specific; RNA polymerase II cis-regulatory region sequence-specific DNA binding; protein binding.
GGGCGGGGAAGGUGAGGGCCGGUGUGGGAAAGGGAGCGGAGCCUGCAGUCCCUACAUGCGCAGAGCCAGGUGUUGCUUGCCCAACCGGCCGAGGAGAGCAGUGGCGACGGGUGAUCCUAACUGGGGACUUGGUUCGGAGGGACGUUCGCUUCUGGCAGAAGGAUUGAAGAAAGUUGGGGACGCCAACGUCUGGAGCCUCGCUUGAGGGAGGGAGGACACGCCCGCCGGUGAAGAAGCGUCCCCUCCAGAGUUUGUGGGGAUCAUGGCUCUCCACCCCCGCAGAGUUCGGCUGAAGCCUUGGUUGGUGGCCCAAGUGGAUAGUGGCCUGUACCCUGGGCUCAUCUGGCUACAUAGGGACUCCAAACGCUUCCAGAUUCCCUGGAAACAUGCCACCCGGCAUAGCCCCCAACAGGAGGAGGAAAAUACCAUUUUCAAGGCCUGGGCUGUGGAGACAGGGAAGUACCAGGAAGGGGUGGACGACCCCGACCCAGCUAAAUGGAAGGCCCAGCUCCGCUGUGCGCUCAACAAGAGCAGGGAAUUCAACCUGAUGUACGACGGCACCAAGGAGGUGCCCAUGAACCCAGUGAAGAUAUAUCAAGUGUGUGACAUCCCCCAGCCCCAGGGCUCUAUCAUUAACCCAGGAUCCACUGGAUCUGCUCCUUGGGAUGAGAAAGAUAAUGAUGUGGAUGAAGAAGAUGAGGAAGAUGAGCUGGACCAGUCACAGCACCACGUUCCCAUCCAGGACACCUUCCCCUUCCUGAACAUCAAUGGUUCCCCCAUAGCACCAGCCAGUGUGGGCAACUGCAGUGUGGGCAACUGCAGCCCCGAAGCAGUGUGGCCCAAAACGGAACCUCUGGAGAUGGAAGUACCCCAGGCACCUAUACAGCCUUUCUAUAGCUCUCCAGAGCUGUGGAUCAGCUCUCUCCCAAUGACUGACCUGGACAUCAAAUUUCAGUACCGUGGGAAGGAGUAUGCACAGACCAUGACGGUGAGCAACCCCCAGGGCUGCCGGCUCUUCUACGGAGACCUGGGGCCCAUGCCUGACCAGGAGGAGCUCUUUGGUCCCGUCAGCCUGGAGCAGGUCAAGUUCCCAGGUCCGGAGCACAUCACCAAUGAGAAGCAGAAGCUGUUCACCAGCAAGCUGCUAGACGUCAUGGACAGAGGACUGAUCCUGGAGGUCAGCGGUCAUGCCAUCUAUGCCAUCAGGCUGUGCCAGUGCAAGGUGUACUGGUCUGGGCCAUGUGCCCCAUCGCUUGUUGCCCCCAACCUGAUCGAGAGACAAAAGAAGGUCAAACUGUUUUGUCUGGAAACGUUCCUUAGUGAUCUCAUUGCCCACCAGAAGGGACAGAUAGAGAAACAGCCACCAUUUGAGAUCUACUUAUGCUUUGGGGAAGAAUGGCCAGAUGGGAAACCUCAGGAAAGGAAACUCAUCUUGGUUCAGGAAGAAAUUAUACAUAAUUUAAACUCCAGGACCUAAAUGGAAAACAAGAUGCUUAUCUCUGGUUGCAGGUUCCAACCCUCCUGAAUACUGAUACCUAUGUGUGCCAUGCCAUAUUAAGAAAGUCCAUGUCUGCUCUGCUACCCUUAAAGCAAGCCACCUCCUACUUGCUACUGUAGUUGAGCUAGCUGUAAAGUUGGGCUGGCUUUAUUUCAAAAACCCCUCAAUCACAAGUGGCAAUGGGACUUAUUUAUUUAGAAAGCUUAAGCUGUGGUUUUAGGGUCUCUGAGGGACCUAGUAGUAUCUGCUGUUACUAAAGCAUGACCAAGAGAAAUCUGGGUGCUCAGGUGCUCAGCUGUGAGCAGAAGUUGGGCUUCUAGAGACCAGGAAACAUGCAAGGUAUAGGAACUUUAUAUUUUGGGGGCAUUUUGUUGAGUGGGUGAAGUGAGGGAUUUGGUCUUGUCUGGCUGCCUCUGUCUGUAUCUGCAUAGCUCAAAGUUAAAAAGAAUCCACAGAAAAUACAUUGGGAGGGCAACUGCUGGAUCUGGGCUGGUCCCUUCCCCUUAUUCUGUGAGAUGCUAACAGCCAGGCUGUACACCUGGGUGGGGGCCCAGAAAAUGUGAGCUGGCAAAGGGUGUAGAGAACAGUGUUCUUAAGUGCCAAGAAGGAUUGAACUUUUAGUAUGUGAUUGUAAUGAAAAGCUGAUGAAUAUGUUAGAGGAAUGGAUGAGUGGUUUUAUGUGGUCUUAACCCAGUAGUGUAGUUUCUUCCUUGUUCUUUAUCCUUUUCAGAACAGUGGGAGAGUGCAUGCAGGGCUCUCCACUGAUCUCCCUCAGUGCUCCUUCUCUGGUCCUGAUACCACGUGUCCUUUCUUGGAGACUCAGUCUGCUGUCUCCUUUGGUGGCUACACCACUCAUUCCCUUGGUGUUUUCUACUUCCUUGCCUUCACCUUGCUUAAGACUGGGAAGGGAGUUAGGUGGUGUCCCCAGCUUUUCGUUUUCUUCACUGUCCACCCCACUAAACUAGAUUAGCUGUAGGUGUAAAUUGGGAGGGCAAAUGUUGGAUCUGGACUGGUCCCUUGCCCACAUAAUCAGGUCCCUGGCUAUAUGUUCCCAUAGCACCCUAUAAUUCCUCUUUCAGAAUAAUCAAUUCCCUUGUAAUUGCUCAGUUUGUGUCCUGCAUGACUACAGACUUGCUGGAGGUAGGGACUGUUUGUCUUGGACUUUGCUGUCAGCCCUUAGCACAAUGUCUGGUACAUAGUAUGUUCUCAAAUAUUUAUUGUUAGAAUAAAUGCGUUAACUCAAUACGUCCUUCAUUUCAGAAACUGAUUGCUAACUACCAUGGGAAAAUAAAGUAAAUAUGGGGAUGGAAAAAAUUCUAAAAUUAGUUUCUGCUCUGCUUCUGACUCCCUCUGAGCUAAGAACGUUAACGUGGGAGCCCCUACAAGCUGGACCUCCUUCCAGGCUGGCCCCACCUUUACUCUACGGUGGUCUCUUUUCACAGUCUGAAGAUGCCACCAAGGUACAGCCAGGAGUGAAACUUCCAGUGUAGGUGACUGCAGCUCCCUUAGCCUCUGCCCUGCCCAUGUAUCAGUAAAUUUGGGCUAUUUCUUCAGAUACGAAUUUUCUCAAGAAGUUCUUUCCCUUCGUGGUAUGGGUCAUAUCACUGGUAGUUAAACUUUCAGUGAAAUAACUUUUUCUUCCUAAUGACCUGAUUGAAAAGCUUCUGCACCUCU